CGGCAGCUCUCGUCGUAACGUGAUUUAAACAAUGCUCUUUUUUCUUUUUUUAUCGCUACUAUUAAAGUUUGUAUUUGUUUCUGAGGCUUUCCAAAAUCCAAAAAUGGUCUUAAGUCCCAACGAUCCGAGUUCUUUUUCGAGACCAGAACUCGUAGCUGUAGUGCACACACAUUUACAACUAUCGAUAAAUUUCGAAAAGAAAAUUUUAGAAGGUCGUGUGAUUUUGGAUGCAGUAAGAAAAAAUAAUUCUGCUGAUGUCAUGAUUUUGGAUGUGAAAGAUCUCACAUUGAUAAAUGUAACAAAUGGCGAGGAUGAUUCAAAACUCGAAUAUACUGUAGGAGAAACUGUUUCAUUUGGAUCUAAGCUGAGUAUUAAAUUACCAAACGUUUCUGAAUCAGAUGAUGGUAAAACGAGAUAUAAAAUAAAAAUUCAGUACCAAACAUCGUCAAAAGCAACUGCUCUGAUGUGGCUCGAAGCUAAACAAACAUCUGGAGGCAAACAUCCUUAUCUUUUUUCACAAAGCGAGGCAAUUCAUGCCCGGACGAUGUUGCCUUGUCAAGACACGCCAGGUUUAAAAUCAACAUACAGUGCUGAGAUUACUGCACCAAAGUGGGCGACAGUGUUGAUGUCAGGUUUGCACAAUGGAACCAGAGAUGUAGAUCAAAUUUCAAAAAUUAGCAAAUUCUAUCAACCAGUUCCAAUUGCUUCAUACCUUAUUGCAAUUGCAGUUGGUAGUUUGGUUUCCAAAAGAGUUGGACCCAGAUCUUCUGUUUGGGCUGAGGAAGAAUUAAUUGAGCAAAGCGCUUACGAAUUUGCGGAAACUGAAACUAUGCUUCAGACUGCUGAAGAAAUUUGUGGUCCAUACAUUUGGGGUAUCUACGAUUUACUAGUUCUCCCUCCCAGUUUUGCAUAUGGUGGAAUGGAAAAUCCUUGUUUAACUUUUGUGACGCCAACUUUACUCGCUGGCGAUCGUUCCGCAGUAAGUGUAAUUGCUCACGAAAUUGCACACAGCUGGAGUGGAAAUUUGGUGACAAACGCAAAUUUCGAACACUUUUGGUUAAACGAAGGAUUCACUUUUUUUAUUCAAUUUAAAAUAGACGGGAGGAUGUUUGGCGAAAAAGUUAGGCAAUUCGAUGCCCUAAUUGGUCUUUCCGAACUCAAUCAUUCUAUAUCCACGAGUGAAACUCCUGAACGUUUUAAAUUGAUUGUUAAUUUGGAUGGAAUAAAUCCUGAUGAUGCCGACGUGCCUUACAUGAAGGGCCACGCUCUCCUCUAUUACUUGGAAGAACUUCUCGGAGGUCCUAAGGAAUUUGAAGCCUUUUUAAAAAGUUACUUUAACUUAUUUAAGUGCAAGAGUGUUCUAACUUCAGACUGGAAGGGCUAUUUGUAUAAAUACUUUUCAAAUAAGACUGAGCUUCUGGAUUCUGUGGAUUGGGAUACUUGGCUAAACAAACCAGGCAUGCCUCCUGUUAUUCCAAAUUAUAAUACCGAUUUGUUGAAUGCUUGCAUCGAACUCGCAAAAAGAUGGUUAUCCUGGGACGAAAAUAGUGCCCCCAAUUUUGAAAAAUCAGAUAUUAUGAAUUUAAGAGCAAAUCAAAGAAUACAGUUUCUUAAAGAAUUGUUCAGAAAUGAAACUGUGCUCUCAAUCAAGAAAUUGGAGAAAAUGCAAGAGAUUUACGACUUUGAUUCUGUCCAAAAUGUGGAAAUAAAAUUCAUGUGGAUUCGUCUCGCUCUGAAAUCUCGAUGGGAAGUAAAAGUGGCAGAAGCUCUUGAUUUUGUUUCAAAAGUGGGUCGUAUGGGAUUCGCCAGUCCAAUUUAUAGCGAUUUUUAUGCCUGGGAAGAAAUGAGGCAAAGAGCAAUUGAUAACUACACGAAAACAAAAGAUCGGAUGAUGUACGUCACUGCAGAAAAAUUGAAAAAAGUCUUACACUUAGAUGAUAAUUAAAGGUUGAAAAUUUAAACCUGUUUUCUACCUGUAAAUAACCUUUUUCCA
Belonocnema kinseyi is the source of this 1993-nucleotide messenger RNA. RefSeq names its product leukotriene A-4 hydrolase-like. NCBI's taxonomy places the organism in Eukaryota, Metazoa, Arthropoda, Insecta, Hymenoptera, Cynipidae. The record is from RefSeq and is a predicted model, not a curated record. Bases 32 to 1945 code for a protein of 637 amino acids. The transcript has 10 exons. Gene Ontology annotation, cellular component: cytosol. Gene Ontology annotation, biological process: proteolysis; peptide catabolic process. Gene Ontology annotation, molecular function: aminopeptidase activity; epoxide hydrolase activity; metallopeptidase activity.